GGCUCGGCAGCCGCCCGGGGUGAGUGUUAGAGACCGGCCGCGCCUGUCUACGGAGACUGUGGGGGUGGCGCAAUGACUUCGGCGGCGCUGGAGAUUCUGGGUCUGGGACUGGGCAUCCUGGGCUGGGUGGGGGUGAUCUUGGCCUGCGGGCUGCCCAUGUGGCAGGUGUCGGCCUUCAUCGACGUGAACAUCGUGGUGGCGCAGACCAUCUGGGAAGGGCUGUGGAUGAACUGCGUGGUGCAGAGCACGGGGCAGAUGCAGUGCAAAGUGUACGACUCCAUCCUGGCGCUGCCGCCCGAGGUGCAGGCGGGCCGGGCGCUCACCGUCAUCGUGGCUCUGCUGGGGCUGGUGGCUCUGAUGGUGACCGUGGUGGGCGCGCAGUGCACCAACUGCAUCCGGCCCGGCAAGAUGAAAUCCCGCAUCGUGAUCGCCGGCGGGGCCAUCUACAUCCUCUGCGGGGUCCUGGUCCUCGUCCCGCUCUGCUGGUUCGCCAACAUCGUCAUAAGCGACUUCUACGACCCCACCGUGCCGCCCUCACAGAAGCGGGAGAUGGGGGCAGCGCUCUACAUCGGCUGGGCGGCCACGGCCCUGCUGCUCUUCGGGGGCUGCCUCAUCUGCUGCUGCUCCUGCUCACAGCGCGACGAGACCUCCUUCCCCGUCAAGUACUCGGCGCCGCGGCGGACCACCUCCAACGGCGAGUACGACAAGAAGAACUACGUCUGAGCGGGGCUGCCCCGCUCCCCCGGCCCUGCGGGGACACGGACAGACGGCUGCGAGCGGGGAGCGUCUGCGGGCAGCUCCAGC
Messenger RNA from Calypte anna (Anna's hummingbird), 804 nucleotides. It is a transcript of the gene CLDN5, whose product is annotated as claudin 5. Gene Ontology annotation, biological process: bicellular tight junction assembly; cell adhesion. NCBI's taxonomy places the organism in Eukaryota, Metazoa, Chordata, Aves, Apodiformes, Trochilidae. Gene Ontology annotation, cellular component: bicellular tight junction; plasma membrane. Gene Ontology annotation, molecular function: structural molecule activity. The transcript has a single exon. Bases 73 to 723 code for a protein of 216 amino acids. The record is from RefSeq and is a predicted model, not a curated record.